AUGGGACGCAACAGCACUAAGGGCACUUCCACUAUUCUCUACUACUUCCCCAUCGUAUCUGCGAAGCAGCUUGGAGUUGACCAACAAAAAGACUUUAAAAGCUUCCGAAAGAAAUCUACCCAUUCCCGGAAAGCAAGGGAACGACGGCCGCAGCCGAGCAGCGGGUGCUCCAGACUGCAUCAUAAUGAUGUUGCCUGGGGACUGGUGUCGCAGAACGUCAAUGGUCUGGGAAGUACACAGGCGGCUCGUGAGGAAUGGUUCAGUUCUUUCAAGCAACAGGGAUCUCAUGGGCGACAUGAUAUCGUUCUUCUUCAGGAAACCCACGUGAAGGCGCGGGAUGUGAAGGAGGUAUCACGUAUUUUUUCAGCUACUUGGGGUUUUCGAGCAGUUACACCACCUCUCUCCUACUGGUCACCGACCGAUGACAACAAGGGAGGCGUUGCAGUGUUGGUUGAUCCAUACGGAGCAUUCUCCAACGUUACACCUCUAUUAGAGCACAAAUGGUCCCCACACUUUAUGGAGCUACAAGGCUUUCUCGGCGGAAGUCCAGUGGUGUUGCUCAAUAUUUACGCACCGUGCAAAAGAGGCAAACGCGAAGCUUUCUUCACCGGUCUGGCAGAACUUCAGAUCCCACGUGACUGCAAAGUUCUCAUGGGCGGCGACUUCAACUGUACGCUUGACCCAGUACUCGAUCGUAAUCGUCCAACUGCCCCCGGUGUGCACGAUUCUCCGGCUUUGCGUCGGCUUUUACGGAACUGGGCACUGGAGGACGCGAUAAUGCCCUUUCGUCCAAGCCGGGAUGGCUGGACAGCACCUACCAUUGCUCACCACCACGCCCUUACUCACACUUAUGGGUAUACGGUGAAAGUUGGUGGCACUGGAACCAGUCGGCUUGAUCGUUGGUACUUGUCUGCGAAUGCUCAUGAAUGGAUCGGAGGAUUGGAGGUGUUACCGCUGAAGCGAGGCGCUGAUCAUCAUGCGGUGGUGGCACAGAUUCGAUCCCCUAUCGACCCAAUCAGGAUCAGGAAAGCAACCAAAGUAUUUCCGGUUCCAGCAUUUGCCAGCGAGGCUGUGCGCGACCUCACAGUUAGCGCAAUUCGUGAACUAUCUGUGAAUGUGAAACCAGAGGAGACCACUGGGCAACAGGCGGCGGCAAGCUGGGACCACUUCAAGUCAACUAUAAGUAAGUUAACGAAACAACGCGUCAAGCAGCUUCGCCGACGGUGCACGAGGUCAUACCGCAGGAGACUUCGACGCCUUCGCAAGCAGCUAGAUAGAGCCAUUGCAGAACGCCUUGAUAACGACGCCACAAUCGCGACGAUAACAGCGGAUAUGGACGUGCUAACAUUGGAGAAACAUCGAGGGUUCUCCAAGGUGCAGCGCGCUCGGGCAGCGAUUGCGGAACUCCAACGAGACCGUGCAUUAGCCUCUAAAACAAGGAUGUUUCGCUCUCAUGAGUGGAAUGACCAGAAAACAACUAAGGAAUUUUUCAGACGCGUCAGCACCAAGUUUGGAGACAAUGUGAUCCCGACGCUGCAGCCGGUCGACGGGUGCCCCAAGCGAGAAGUUCACGAUAAGGCCAAUAUUCUGGCCGAUGCGUGGACUCCGAUCCUUCAGCAAUCACCUGGAUCACCUGAGGCGCAACGUUCAGUGCUAUCAUGGAUUGGCUACAAACCAAAUGACUUCGUCCAUGGCUGCCACAACACAGCCGAUCACGGAGGCUGA
Messenger RNA from Phytophthora megakarya, 1725 nucleotides. The record is from the annotation of a GenBank genome assembly. Lineage: Eukaryota; Oomycota; Peronosporomycetes; Peronosporales; Peronosporaceae.